AUGCGCUCCAUCGGCGUGAACUCGCGCCGCGUGGCGUUCACAAACGACGUGGUGACGACCAUCCCCUGCGCCAGCCCCCGCAACAGCCGGCUGGCCUCGAUGCCGGCCUGCCCGCUCGCGCCGAUACCGACGGGGCGGGACGUGUUUGGGGACCGCGUCUACUUCUGGGACGACUACCAGCACAUCGCGGGCACUGUUGAGUUCACGCCCGCCGAGCUGCCAGUCCAGCGGGACUCCUGGAAGCGGACUGAGAUGCACGUUCCGGUCUGGGGGGACCUCCCCCACGCCGCCCACACCUGCUCCUAUGCCUGCUUCGCGAGCCAAUGGGUCGCGGACAACACGCACAACAGCUGCCUGCUGGCGGACCCCCCUCUGGAGGGGUACAGCUACUGUCGCGGCUUCCCGCCGACUUCCAACGCGCAGCGGCGGCGCGCCACCAACGCGAUGCGGCUGGGCGGGGCGUGA
Monoraphidium neglectum is the source of this 465-nucleotide messenger RNA. RefSeq lists its product as hypothetical. The record is from RefSeq and is a predicted model, not a curated record. The coding region runs from base 1 to 465 and encodes 154 amino acids. The transcript has 3 exons. NCBI's taxonomy places the organism in Eukaryota, Viridiplantae, Chlorophyta, Chlorophyceae, Sphaeropleales, Selenastraceae.